This is a messenger RNA of Macrobrachium nipponense, 1080 nucleotides long. Its product is annotated as protein fem-1 homolog A-A-like. Bases 1 to 1080 code for a protein of 359 amino acids. NCBI's taxonomy places the organism in Eukaryota, Metazoa, Arthropoda, Malacostraca, Decapoda, Palaemonidae. The transcript is spliced from 2 exons. The record is from RefSeq and is a predicted model, not a curated record. Gene Ontology annotation, molecular function: protein binding.
AUGAGUAUGAGGUACGUGAAUGGUGUCUUGAUUUAUCCGAAAGCUGAGGAUAGUUUGUCAUCCCCUACACACGAGGAGCUGAGCGAAGUCGUCACUUUGCACCAAUUAGAAAAUAUAGGACUAGAUGGUGAUGCAGUUCAAGAGCAGGCUCUUCUCGUGAUGGCAAGGGUUUUAGGCUAUGGACACUUGGACACACUGAGGAUUAUAAGGCGAACAGGGCUUGAUUACGCAACUCGCCUUGAUUUUAAACGAUGCAUCAACUUGACUGUUCACGCCAUCGAUAUGCAAAGAAAUCAUUUAAACCCACUAGAUCAUAAUCGACUGUUUCACUUCAAGUCAUUUAUUAUAUUUUUUAAACAAAUGACAAACACUAAGGACGCCCGUGGAAAUAUUUAUAAGCCUAAGGAAUAUUUUGAGGAAUUUUUGCUUGCAUUUGAAAAAUGUAUCGAGGAAACAGAGCUCAUUAUUUGUGAAUUAAACUGUACCGGCGUCUACAGAGAGAGGAGUCACGUAUGCCACCUUGACCAGUUCAUCCAUAUAGUCUUGCAUUUAUUAGUGCCGUUUGUAAGAUUACAGCCCGACAUCACUGACCAUCAGUGCCACACAUUUAAACGGGCGCUGCAUAAAAUAGUUAAGAUGGAGCCUAGAGGUUACAUGGGCGCGGCCCUUCUUCAUUACUCUUGCUCAGAAUACUUUAAAGACAUUGACAAUUUUAUACAGCCGGUGUCUGCCAGCAACAGGGCAGAAGUCGUAGACCUUCUGUUGGAGACUGGCGCUGAUCCUAGUGUCACUGGUCGUGAUGGUAACACGGCCCUUCACGAACUCGCCAAGAAUAAAGAGUGUCCCAAAGGUGUGGUAGAUGCCCUCUUGUCGGGCGGGGUUCACCUAGACGCAAUGAAUAGUCAGGGGCAAACUUUUGCAUCUUUGAGAGCUUCCCGAGGGCAGCCUGUCUCUCAACUGGUGAAUGUUGUUCGUCACACCUCUUUGCAAUGCCUGGCUGCAGCGAGCAUUCGGAGACAUGGGAUUCCUUACAAGGAUGUCUUGCCUUCCAGACUUGUGAAGUUUGUAGACAUGCACUGA